CGCUGAGCUCCGGGCGCGGGGACCGGGCCGCAGGGGAGGCCCGGGCCGCAUUGUGCGGUCACAGCCCGUCGGUCCGUCGGUCCGGUCACCGGGCAACGCCAGGCCGCGGGCAACCUUCCGCCUCUCUCCCCGGAAGGAUGCAGAGCGCGCUCGCGGGCUCCUGGCACAACAAUGGCUUCUAUGGGCACUACCGAGGCCAGUUCAACAAUGAGAGCGCCCUCGAGUACCGCCUGGCGGCCAAGCCCCAGCCCCCGACAAUCUUCCUGCAGCGAUGCAAGGAGCCAGCGCGGCAGCACUUCUUCUCCAAGCACGACAACCGCACUUCCUUCGACAAGGGUCCCUACUGCCUACUGCAGGGCAUCGGGAGACGGAAAAACAUGGAGCGCCUGUGUCAGCGGCACACCUUCCUGCACUGGGCCUCCAGCGAGCUGGAGCUCUACCAGCAGCGGCCCCUGGAAUCCUCCUACCAGUCCACCUUCCGGUUAUCCCCGGGACCCAGUGACGCCCCUCAGCGCCUCGUCCACUUUGUGCAGGUCCACCACCCCCGCACCUGUACCACCUACCAGCAGAACUUCUGCCAGCCGUCCCAGAGCGGCCACUGUGGCGGUGACUGCGGGGGCCCCCCGGCCUCCGGCCCCAGUACCCCGACUAACCUCCCAAAGAUUCCCGGGUCCAAGCCGCUGCAGCAUUACCUGCAUGAGGGGGUCUCCGAGUGUCUAAACUGGUCCAGAGCAUUAAACAAGGAUGGCUGUUGCCCUGGCCAGUUGGCUCAGUGGAUAGAGCGUCAGCCUGCAGACUGAAGGGUCGUGGGUUCGAUUCCAGUCAACAGCACGUACCUCAAGGGCAUGUACCUCAGUUACAGGCUUGAUCCCCGGCCCCAGUCGGGGUGCAUGUGGGA
Myotis daubentonii (Daubenton's bat) is the source of this 898-nucleotide messenger RNA. RefSeq names its product chromosome 14 C3orf84 homolog (gene CIMIP7). NCBI's taxonomy places the organism in Eukaryota, Metazoa, Chordata, Mammalia, Chiroptera, Vespertilionidae. Bases 138 to 800 code for a protein of 220 amino acids. The record is from RefSeq and is a predicted model, not a curated record. The transcript has 4 exons.